UAAUAAUAUGGCAAUUACUCAAUCAGUAUAGUUUUGGAAAAUUUGGAGGCAACAUCAUUAACAGAUGAGCACUUUAGAGACGAGCAUUGGUAUGGAGGUGGGGAGAGAAGGAACAAUAAAAUGAAGAGAGAGCAAUUGGAGCUGCCAAUGAGUAACCCCCAAUAAAAAAAAUAAAGUAAAACAAAAUAAAGUGAUAGAGAGUUGAGAUGGUUCAACAAUUUGCAUUUGGAUACCAGAGAUUGCCCCAUAAGGAAAGCAACCUCGAUUAGUGUUGAAGGGCCUUAGAGGAGAAAACCUAAGUGAACUUGGAUUGAGCAAUUAAGAAAGAAUGAAUGCUUGUUCAUUUAGUGAGGAUUAUGCCCUUUUUUUUUUCUUGAAUAAUAACUGAAAUUUAUUGCAGAAAAGAAAACCGCUACAAAGAGAAAAGAAAAAGGAGAUGAUGACCAAUCAUCCCCAAAGAAACAAAAAAUUCCCCCCAACUAAAUGCUGCAUCUUUACCCCACAUUGGAUCUACAACAUUAUUAUAGUGAAGUGUAAGAUGCUGCUUAAUGAAAUUCUUUAUGAAAACUGAUCACCUAUAGGCAAGGUACCAGUUGUGGUACUGCUACAUUUUUUUUUCGUCAAAAUGCUGCUGGUGUAGGACAUUGGUAUCAUGAAAAAAGUAAGCCUCAGAAUGAAGGUUACCUGACACACAAAUCCGGCGAGUCUGCUCAUCAAGUCAGUCACUCUGUUAGAGUCAAUGUAAAACCGGCAGUCUGACUUAACAUACAGGCGUUGCCCACCUAGUGAGUGGAUCAGCCUGAUUUUCGAGAAGGGUGAUCUUCAUAGCAGCACUUAUCUUUUUCAUGGUACUGUUUUCCAACGCAGGUGGCAGGUUGGAGGGGAGGAUAGUAACCCAAGUCAUGGUAGCAUUACCUUGUCUUGUGUGAAAUGCAUCCUCCUCUGACGCUGCAUAGGCACCCUAUGUGCGCUGAAAUUAUUGAACUGUUCCAGAAGUGUCACACAGACCAUCCUGUUGCCAAGUUCUUUGGCAAGUGUACAGAUCUCAAGAUAAAACUGGACCGCUGUUUCCGAGAGGAAAAAGCUUUGAAGCGAAAAGCAAACUUUGAAGAGAGCAAGAAGUUGAAGGAAAGGUUACAGGCUUACAGAAAAGCAACUGCGGAGAAGAGCUCAGAAUAAUGUCUCAAAUACACUACCAUUUUUAGAGCUUUGCUAACCACUAACACAUGUGUAAUGAAGCUCAUGCACAUGCCACAGAUGUGCCAGCAUGCCAUGAUAGGUCAUAGAUCCAAUCCAUUCAUCAGAAAGGAACCACCAUAUUGAUGCCCUAUCUCAAGAAUCAGGUUGAUCCACUGGUCUGGUGGGCGCCUGUUUGAAUACAAAUGUACUGCUCUGAAAAACUUGCUUGAAGUUUUCUACCGAUUCCCACCUUCCCAAUAUUUGGGCCCACAUGCUGAGCAGACCCAGAUUUAUUUUUGGGAUAACAUGUAGAAGGUUGGACCAACCUGAUGGAUUGAUUGGAUCUUGCACCUAGGUGCCAUGCUGGCAUUUGUGGCAUGUACAUGCGCUUUGUUGUACAUGCAUUUGCACUUAGCAAAGCUCCCAUUUUUAUACUAAACCCAUGUUUAACAAAAUAACUUCCGGAUAAUGUACAAACGUUUCAUUCAUCUGUUAUACAACAUUUUGUUGUUAGAGUUGGAAAA
This is a messenger RNA of Magnolia sinica, 1703 nucleotides long. RefSeq lists its product as uncharacterized. The record is from RefSeq and is a predicted model, not a curated record. Lineage: Eukaryota; Viridiplantae; Streptophyta; Magnoliopsida; Magnoliales; Magnoliaceae. The transcript is spliced from 4 exons. Gene Ontology annotation, cellular component: mitochondrion. The coding region runs from base 931 to 1179 and encodes 82 amino acids.